CAGGCGCCAACAUGACCGAGAUUUCUUCCCUAAACCGCAGAGUAUCACACCAGGAACUCAAUAUUAGUUAGUCAGGACGGCAUAAAUAUGGCAGAGCCUCUGUGUGAAAUCUGCGGGGAUGUUAAUGUGUCAACAUGGAGGAUCAGAAAGUGCCUUUAAGUUCAAGUUUGAUGUCAGAAACUCGGAGAUCAUGGCAGAAAUAGAGGAGUUGUCCAUCAGACUGAAGAAGCUACUGGUGAGGUUGAAUCUUCAGGAUGGGAAGCAGCUGGGGACAAUGGUGCAGAUCAUAGAGGAUCUCCUGUUCCUGUCCCAUACUGAGCACUGUGUUGAGCUGUUUGCGGAUCAAAAUGUCCAUGUGCCUGUGUUGCUGAAAUGCAGCGAAAGCGCCAGCAUCAAAGUUCAGCAGGUUGGCUGGUCUCUGCUGUGUCGGCUGAUGGAAAUCUGUCCCAACACUCUGGAUAAUCUGGCCAGACCGGUGGACUAUGAAUUUAUAGAUGCACACAAGCAGAUUCUGAAGGUGCUUCACGAGUACCAUAAUAAAGACGCCAAGAUGAUGAUGGUGGCCCUGAGAGCUCUGGCUCUGAUGCUGAAGUCAGGUGAGAUCAAGAUGCAGGUUCUGGAUGAGGAGGAAUGGGAUGUGUUUUACUCGAUUCUGGAGGCCAUGAAGUCAUUCAGUGACAGAGAAGAAGUUCAGCUACAGGGAUGUACAGCUUUACAACCACUGCUGCAGACAGUUUCUGAGUAUCACCUGGCGGAGUUCAUCGAGAAGAAGGACCAUGAGGUGGUUUUGAACGCGCUCGGAUGCUUUAUGGACAGUGAAAAUGUGGUACUUGAAGCUCUGAAGGUCCUCAUACCACUGGCUGAUCCAGCCAGCAAUGUUGAGACCCUGAUGUCCAAAACUGUGAAAUGCCAUAGUCUAACAUGUCGGGCUAUGAACACGUGGCUGGACUCUGAGGCGAUACAGGAGGCUGGUUGCUGUUUGCUAUGGAAAUUUACAUCAAAGGGUUACUAUGAUAUGCUGGUGCUGAACGGUGUCCAUAAAGUGGCCGUGAAGGCAUGCGUCUCUUAUCCUGACAAUGCCACAUUGCAGACCGCAGCUCUUUCCUGUCUGAGUGCCCUUGCGGAGUGUAUUGUACAAAAUGGAGGACUGGAUGAAGAGUGGAAUGAGGAGGACGAGGAGGAACAGAAAGUUCUGGUAAAGAAAGAAGCCGCUCAGGCGGAGGAGAUGCUAAUCUGGAGAGAAGCCUGUUAUACAGCUUUUGAAAGACAUGCUGAAGACGUCAAAGUACAGGAAGCUGCAUGCUGGGCUUUAAAUAGUUUGCUUCUCCAUUGCAACACAUCCAACAAUGUGGAACUGGAAGGAAGGCCUCCUCUUCAUACGCUCAUCAUGGCUGCGAUGCUUUUGCACUCAUCCAGCGUGAAGGUUUUCCAAGCUGCUUCCUCUACACUGCGCACGCUAAUACAGCGCCACUGCAGGAUAAGAUCUCCACUACUCUCAAAUGGCAUUCAUUUCAACAUCGUGGAGCUGAUGCGGAAACACCCUAACUCCAGCGCUGUGUGUGAAAGUGCCUGCAAACUAAUUCACACACUCUUCCAGGGAGCGAGGGCCAGUCUGGACGACGGGUUCCUGAUUCUCAGUCAGAUCCUCAUCGCUCUGAAGACUCACAACUUCCUUCCUGAAGUUCAGCUGGAGGGUCUGCGAGCAAGUUUAGUUCUUCUUAAUCCAGACAGGAGUUUGAGAGAGCAUGGCGUCUCGGUGGCAGAUCCUGAUAUGGUGGACGUUUCUCUACAGGUGUUGAAGAACCAGUGUGUCCUAGAGGGAGCUCACACUGUCUAUCUGCAAGCACUUAAUAGGUUUAUCAGCAGCGAGUCGAUUCAGGAGUGUGGUCUCGGCGUCCUGGCAGCGCUAGCCGACAGUUCGGGAGCUGUAGAUCUGAUGUGCCAGCAGGGGGCGAUAGACACCGUUCUGCACACGCUACAGAUGUUUCCACAGGAGCGCGAUAUUCACUACUGGGGUCUGAGUCUCCUCUUCCACCUGAUCUCUAAGAAGAAACUGUCUCGUAUGAUGGUUCCUGUGCUGGCGUCUGUGUUGGUCAGCUCUGUGCGGAAACACAAAGAGGACUCAGUCAUGCUGCUAAAGGGUCUACAGGUGGUGUGGAAGUUGUUGGACACCUGCUCGAGUGCUGCUGUGUGGCUGCAGAAAGAAGCGUUCGAGAAGGAGAUCUUCCAGAUCCUGCGGGAGAACACGGCCGAUCAGCGCAGAGAUCCGCUGCAGGGAAUGAGCUGCCUGUGCUUGUCUAAGAUGGUGACGGAUGGAGAGAUCCUGUAUGCUCUGCUGGAGAGAGCGUGUGAGGAUGGAGACGUGGACAUGGCAGAGUGUCUGAUUCAGCUGGGCGCCGACGUCAACAAGAAAACCAAGAGCGAUUCACUCCUAUAUCAGGCGUGUGAUCGUGGGGCUCCCCUGGCUCUGCUGGAGCUUUUGGUUUCUUCAGGCGUUCAUGAGCAGCAUCUGCGUGGAGCUCUGAGUGUGUGCGUGCGGAGGUCGGAUGAUCCUGCUGUCACUCUGAUCCUCCGCCGUCUGGGACUUGACCACACCAACAGCGCCCUGUGUCUCGGCAGCGUCCGCAUCGGACACAUGAAGGCCUCGUGGAUCAGCGCUCUUCUGUCUGAGCGCAGGAGUCAAUCUACAAACACGCACUACAGCAGUAAAGGUCAGCGUUUGGCCAGACAGAUCUCGCAGCUCCAGAGGAAGAAGGGGAUUGUGGGAGUUAGCAGAUUAUCGAGUGAUGUCAGCACAUCAGGAUAUUUCACCGAUGAGGAAAGUGACGACUCGCAUAUUUCCUUAGAGGACAGCUUGGUCUUUAUGUUCGAUGAGUUGGAGAGCGACGGCAGUGACGGCCCUCCACAUGGAUUCAUGCUAAUCAGUGAUUCUCUGGAAGUUAGCAGGAGACCCGUCUGGAGGCGUCGCAGCCACAGCCGACGUACCAGUUCAGAGGGCUACCAUGGAGAGGCGGAUCCAAGUGUCCCUGUGCAGAAGCACGCCAACUCCCACAACAUCAGAGGUCAGGGUUUCUCUGAGAGUUUCUCCAGUCCUGUGGUCCUGGAUAAAGACCCGGUGCGUCUGCUGGAUCUGUCUGGGAAUGAGCUGAACGAUCUCUCCUGUCUGACGGAUCUGAACUCUCUCAAGAAACUGAUUGAAAACCUUCAUCGGCUCGAUUUGAGCGGCAACAAUCUGUCACAGUUUCCCAGCAUUCUCUGUCAGAGUUUGCGCAGUCUGACUCGUCUGGAUCUGCAGGGAAACCAUCUGCAGUGUUUGCCAUCUGAACUGCUCAGUUUACCAGCGCUCCACACACUGAACGUGUCCCGCAACUGCAUCGGUCCGCUCCUGCAGCUGGAGCCCGGCGUCUGCAGUCCAGCCCUGCGGCGCCUCAACCUGUCCUUCAACCAGAUCACCGUCUGCCCAUUCCAGCUGCGCAGCGCCACCCAGAGGCUGGAGGAGCUCUCACUGGAGGGAAAUCAGAUCUCCGAACUCUCCCUCCCGCUCUGUCUGGCUGAGCUGAAGGUUUUAGACGUCAGUAAGAAUCAGGUUAAAAUAGUUUCAGACAACUUCCUUGCGGAAUGCCUCAAGAUGGAAACUUUCAUCGCUUCUGUUAACCAGAUCAGUUCACUGCCACACCUUCCCUCCAAAAUAACCACCGUGAAAUUAUCACACAACACUUUCACCAGGGUUCCUGAAAUAGUCAUCAACUUGCCAUGCUUGCGUUCGGUGGACAUGAGGAAUAACAGUGUUGGCGUUCUGCCGGGUCCAUCUGUCUGGCUGAGUGUGAACCUCAGAGAGCUGAUGUUCAGCCAUAAUCUCAUCUCCGCACUCGACCUCAGCGGCCCUGUGUACAAGUGGGCCCGACUGGAGAAACUGCACUUAAGCUUCAACAGACUCACUGAGAUUCCUCCUCAGAUCGGGAUGCUGGAGGACCUGACGUCUCUGGAUGUGAGCCAUAAUGAGGGUCUGCGCUCGUUCCCGGAUGAGAUGGGGAAGCUGGUGCAUCUGUGGGAUCUGCCUCUGGAUGGCCUGCAGCUCCAGCUGGACCUCAAACACAUCGGGAGCAAAACCAAAGACAUCAUCAGGUUCCUGCAGCAGCGUCUGAAGAAGGCCGUCCCGUAUCACCGCAUGAAGCUGAUGGUGUUGGGGGGCUCCGGCAGCGGAAAGAGCUCUUUAAUUCAGCAGCUGAUGAGACUCAGGCGCUCACAAUGGAGAUCAGAUCCAGGCGUCAGCAUUCGGGACUGGCCCGUCAGGAGCAAAGACAAGAGGAACAUGAUGCUGAACGUCUGGGAGUUCUCAGGUGGUGAAGAGUGCAGUGGGAUUCACCCUCACUUCAUGAGCUCCAGAGCUGUCUAUCUAGUGCUCUACGACCUCAGUAAAGGAGCCAGCGAGAUCCACGCCAUCAAACCCUGGCUCUUUAACAUUAAGGCUGUAGCGGGUCAAUGUCCAGUGAUUGUGGUGGGAACUCAUGCAGAUUUGUGUGAAGAGCGCCACCUACAGGAGUGUUUGCUGAAGCUGCAGAAAGAGCUUCAGUCUCAGCCCGGGUUCCCGGCGAUCAGAGAAAACCACGUGUUGAGUGCCUGCGAGGAGUCCGAGUCACUCGGCCGGCUACGCAAAGCCAUCUACAGAGAACUCAUCGGGUUCAAGAUCCAGGGCCAGCCGGUGAUGGGUCAGCUAGUUCCAGACUGUUAUGUGGAGCUGGAGAAGAGACUCCUGCAGGAGAGAUCAUGCGCUCCGGCUGAUUUCCCAGUGCUCAGACACAGCAGACUGAUGGAGAUCCUGCAGGAGACGCAGUUACAGCUGGAGGAGGGGGAGUUACCUCACGCUAUACACUUCCUCAGCGAAGCCGGUGUCUUGCUGCACUUUGAUCCAGUUCUUCAGCUGAAGGAUCUGUACUUCAUUGACCUACAGUGGUUUUGUAGGAUCAUCUCACAGACGCUGUCUCUGAAAAGCAGCGGUCCAUGGGACAGCACGAAAGGAGUGGUGCAGCGCUCCACCGUGGAGAAAUUUGUGGAGAAAAGCCGCUGUUUCCCAAAGGAUCACAUGAUUCAAUACUUCAAACUGUUGGAGAAGUUUCAGAUAGCCCUGCCAUUUGACCAUGACCAGCUACUCAUUCCUAGCAGUCUGUCAGACCACAGGCCAGUGAUUGAGCUUCCUCACUGUGAGAAUUCAGAAGUGAUCAUUCGACUAUAUGAGAUGCCAUAUUUUCCGAUGGGCUACUGGCCCAGACAGAUCAGCCGUCUGCUGGAAGUGUCUGCAUUCCUGCUCUAUGGCAGAGAAAAAGCAUUAAAACCAAACCGGAUCUACUGGAGGAAGGGCAUCUAUUUGAGCUGGUCUGCUGAAGCUUACUGUCUGGUUGAGGCUUUGACUUUAGAAGAAAACCCAGCUAGUUUCAUCAAGAUCACCGUUCCAUGCUCUCGCAAAGGCCGUGUGUUGUUUGGGCAGGUGGUGGACCACAUUGACUCUCUGCUGGAGGAAUGGUUUCCAGGCCUUCUCACCACCGACAUUCAUGGCACUGGAGAGACGCUGCUGAAGAAAUGGGCUCUGUACAGCUUCAGCGAUGGACAAAACUGCCAGAAGAUGCUACUGGAAGACCUGCUCUCCAACACCAAUGCAGAUGGUCUACUGGUGAACCCCGAGGACCCCAGCUGUACUUUACCCAUCUCUCAGAUUUCUCCAGACCUGGUACUGAGUGACCAGCCAUCCAGCACCAUACUGGACCCAGAGCAGCUGGAGAUGGAGCUCACUGCAGAGUAUAUGUUGGGGGAUGGAGGUUUUGGCUCGGUUUAUAAAGCUGUCUACAAGAAUGAAGAAGUUGCGGUCAAGAUUUUUAAUAAACAUGCGUCUGCGCUGUACGUUCACCGGCUGGUACGACAGGAACUGGCAGUACUCGGCAGACUGUGUCAUCCUAGUUUGGUGGGUCUUUUGGCUGCUGGUUGUAACCCACAUAUACUUGUGAUGGAGUUGGCUCCGUAUGGCUCUCUGGACUCGCUGUUUGAGCGUGAAAAUGGCAGCUUAAGUCGCAAAUUACAGCACAGGAUUGCACUACAUGUGGCUGAUGGUCUCAAAUAUUUGCACUCAUCUAUGAUCAUCUACCGAGACCUGAAGCCGCACAACGUUCUGCUGUUCAACCUGAAGACGGACGCUGAGAUCGUCGCUAAAAUCACAGACUAUGGCAUCGCGCAGUACUGCUGCAGCAUGGGCGUCCGCAGCUCUGAAGGAACACCAGGUUUUCGAGCCCCGGAGGUGGCUCGAGGAAACGUCAUCUACAACGUCCAGGCGGAUGUUUAUUCGUUCGGUCUGCUGCUGUAUGAUCUGUUAACAUACGGCGAGCGCAUCUCAGAUGGCAUGAAGUUUCCCAGUGAGUUCGAUGAAGUGGCCGUGCAGGGCAAACUACCAGAUCCAGUGAAGGAUUACGGCUGUUCUCCAUGGCCUGAGAUUGAGUCUCUCAUGAGGGAAUGUAUGAGAGAAAACCCCCAGGACAGGCCGACGUCUGCUCAGGUGUUUGAUCGUCUGAACUCUGCAGAGAUGUUGUGUCUGAUGCGAGAGCUGAAUGUUGUGGGUUUUCCAGGCGAGUGUUUUGUCGUGUCCAAUUCAGGCGGAGCUGCAAACGGAGGUAAAAACCCUCAUGUGUGGAUCGGUGGUGGCAGCAGCAGCCAGAAACUGGGCUGUGUGACUGCGGUGGAUCUGGAGACCGGCGGGAGUUUGAACCAGGAGCUGGACCGCAGCCCUAUCCUCUGCAUGGUGAUCAUCAGAGCUGCAGACUCGUGCAGUGACUGGCUAGUGGCUGGUUCAGAGUCCGGUUCGCUCUUUAUCAUGGACACCAUUAAUGCGAAAGUCCUGCACCGUCUGAAGAGUGUGAAGGACUCUGUGACGUCUCUGUACUUUCACACCGAGCUCCAGCACAGAUGUCUGAAGAGUUAUCUUUUGGUGGGCACAGCAGACGGGACACUGGUCAUUUAUGAAGAUUCAGCCCUGAAGGUGGAGAACGGUGGUCCAGUGAAGACGCUGGAGGUUGGAGAUGUGAACACUCCGCUGAUGUGUCUCGGUCCAUCCAGUCAUCCUCAGGAGCGCAGAUCGCUGUGGGCCGCCUGUGGGACCAGGAUCAUCUUAUUCACUGUUGAAUUUGACGUCUGUAGAAGCAUUGACACCAAACCCAAACCGCUCUUCUCACUGCAGGCUCGGGUCAGCGGGGAGGCUUGUAUAUCACGGUUAGCGGUGGACAAACACGUGUAUGUGAGUAAAACCGGAGGCCACACUGUUGAGGUCUGGGACAAGAAGACUGAGAGGAUGGUGAACCUCAUCGACUGCAUGCAGUUACUCGGAUUAAGUUCCACCAGAAAGCCCAAAGUUCAUUCAGAGGACCAGUCUAGACCGAUGGUGCCGUCGUUGGUUGUGAAAGCCUUAUUGGUCCAGCACAGUGGGACUCUGUGGAUCGGGACGAGAGCGGGACACAUUUUGUUGGUGGAGGUUUCCAGUUGUCAUCUUUUACAGACCAUCAACCCUCACUGCCACUCCAUACGCUGCAUGGGCUCCAUACUUCUAGACACGCUAAACCGAAAGAAUGUCAUUCUAGUAUUGGGUAGACGGCAGCGCAUACAUCUAGAGCAGCUCAAAACACAAUCAGAGGGUUUUUUGGUAUCCACUUUAAGUCAUCAAAACAGGACCUGGACAAUCCAUCCUCAUAUCCACAGACUUUUUCCAUCCACUUUUCUACUGAUUCCGUGGCCAGCCAUUGAUGAACUGUUUGCUGAACUUGAUCUUUCAUGUGAUUCACUUAAGGACUGUUGGUAUCUUUUUUGGAUUGCUAUAAAUACUGGAUUCAAUGAGAGACACUUAUCGAAUGCUUAUUUCUGUCUAAUAGUGAUCAUUAAUGAGUUGACUGCUGAUCAUUUCAUAUCCCCAGUGUGUAACAAUAAUUAUUCAUACCUGCUGUCAUAUACAUUUCUAAAUACACAUGAAUCUCUGAAAGUUGUUUUGUGGUCUCUCAAUUUCUUUAAUGUAGCUUCAAAAAAAAGUAGUUGUUACAUAUUUGGCGCCCGAACAAAAGACAAAAUUUGAUUGAAUUCUUGAGAGAUACAUUCUGCUUUCUUUGAGUCAUGUUUUUGUUUGUGUCUAUGAGGCCAUAAUUUCAAAAGUCCUAACAUUACACUCUAUUUCAGCAUUCUAAAGUUGACAUUAUUUGAAGAGCUUUAGUAGCUUCAAAAUGGCUGCCUUGGCUAAAGAGACAGAGGGUGAUGAUUCUUUGUUACCUGAUUAUUCUUCAGAGCCUUUCACUACACAUCGAGAGCCUAUUCAAGACCUUAUUCAUUCUCUCGCUAGCUUGUACUUGGAAAAUGAACCUGAAAUUGGUGAACAAGAAGAAGGGGAUUUUGAUGAUUCUUUGUUACCUCCUCCACCUCCUACAAUUGAAGAUGAUGAUAGCUUGUUAACAAUGAUUAUGGCCACACGAAUGCAUAAAGUUGAAAGUAGAGUUGAAGCAUUUGAAAAUUCCUCUGAUGUUUGUUUCAAAGACAUUCAGCAUCAGCUGAAUGAACAAAGUAAUAGGAUUGCUGUCAUUGAGAGUCAGGUCCAGCACAUGCUAAAACAGUACCAAGAUCACCCCAUAGAUGUACAACAGCUCGAGAAUUCGUUAUCUACCAUGUUAAAGGAGUGUACCCAAGUGAAAGAUACUUUAGAAACAAAGGUUCAAGAGUUGGGGAAAGCAAUUAUGGAUUGCCUGAAACGGAGAGAUGGACAAUUGAAAUCAUUAAUCCAGCCUUCUGGGGGUGCAACGUCUACUCCACACUUCAGCCACACCAUAUUAGACCAUGGAUCUUGUCGUCCUGUACAUUUUAAGACUCCUAUCAAGCUAGAGUUUCCAAAAUUUGGGAGUUUAGAUGGGGAAGACCCUAUUACAUACCUGGAACGAUGUGAUGAAUAUCUGGCUGUACAACCUUUAAAUGACUCUGAGAUCAUAUCCAUGCUUCCUUCUGUAUUGACACACACAGCUAAAGACUGGUGGGUAGCCGAGAAGAAGAGGGUAAGAACAUGGACACAAUUCAAGUCUGUUUUUCUUCAAUCUUUCUUAGCAGAUGAUCAUGAUGUUGAAGUGGAAAGAAGGAUCAGAGAAAGGAAACAAGGGGUUGAUGAAAGUAUUCGAACAUUUGCCUACCAGUACAGAGCAUUAUGUCUGAGACUGAAACCUUCCAUGACAGAGCGUGAGAUUCUCCAAGCGACACUACGGAACUGUAACCCAAGAAUAGCAAGCAUUUUAAGAGGUACUGUAACUACUGUAGAUGAGUUGGUACGUGUAGGAACACUUAUAGAAAAAGAUAUCAAUGAAGAAAGAUCAUUUUGGAGACAGAGGCACCAAGAAGCUAAUGCAAAGUCCACUGAGGGUAGUAAAUUUUUUAAGGGCCGACAGUCGAACCCUCACAUAGCUGUAUGUUCUGAUAGCAGUGAAAGAUCUCCUGUCACAUUAACGUUGCCCUUAACCAUUAAAGGUCAUCAAUAUCAAGCAAUUCUGGAUACUGGGAGCACUUACUCUUUAAUUCAAGAGUCCUGCUGGAAACGAUUAAAGUCAAAUCAUGAAGUUUUGCAAUCGAGUAGAGGACAGUCCUUUUCUCUUGCAAAUGGAUGUUUACAAUCAGCCUUGGGGAAGAUAGCUUGGCAGGCUACCAUCCACGGACAUGACUAUCCUAUCAGAGCAUAUGUAAUGAAAGAUUGUGACUUGGCUUUUCCUGUUUUGUUGGGCCUGGAAUUUUUGAAGAUGUCUGGAAUCACAGUCGAUUUUAGAAAUUCUUCCUAUUCUUUACCUGAAGAAUAUAGGGUAAUCCACUCCUUCACCUCUUCCUCCCCUUCACCAAUAGUAAGUCUGCACCUUGCACUACCUCUAAUACCAACACAUUCUACUGAUCUAACCAUUAUAAAGGAGUUAGUGGAUCGAGCUGAUGUCUCUAAAGCCCAUAGACGUCAACUAGAAGGACUGAUGCUUGAUUGGCCCACUGUAUGCACUGAAACUUUAGGUCAAACCAACUUGAUUCAUCAUCAAAUCCAUACAAUUGAUGAAAUUCCUGUGCGAAAGAAGGCCUAUCCUGUUCCAGUCAACAAACAGAAGUUUAUAGAUGAGGAAAUAGCAAGAAUGCUUGACAAAGGCAUUAUAAGACCUUCUGUAUCUCCAUGGGCAUCACCAGUUGUACUUGUGCCUAAAAAAGAUGGCAGUACCCGCUUUUGUGUUGAUUAUAGAGCUUUGAACUCCAAGACUCCUCUUGAUGGGUUUCCAAUGCCUCAAAUUCAGGAUAUCCUUGAGUCCUUGUAUGGAGCAACCAUAUUUAGCACAUUAGACCUCAAAUCUGGCUACUGGCAGGUAAAAAUGGAUGAAGACAGCAUUAAAAAGACUGCUUUUGUCACCAAAAAUGCCCAAUAUGAGUUUCUUCGUCUUCCUUUUGGCCUGAGAAAUGCUGCUGCAACCUUUCAGAGGCUCAUGAACAAUGUUCUGAGAGACUACAUGGGAGAGUUUUGCUUUGUCUAUCUUGACGACAUUGUGGUUUACUCAAACCAUCCAAGAUCACUUUCAACAUCUCAAGCUACUCUUUGCAAAAUUGCAAGACUCUGGUUUAACACUCAAUCUCAAGAAAUGUUCUAUGUUGCAGAGGACCAUUACUUACCUAGGACAUGUUGUUUCUGAGGAAGGAGUACGGACUGAAGACACUAAAAUCAAAGCAGUUCAGGAUUUUCCUGUCCCAAAAAAUCUCAAAGAGGUACAGAGAUUUUUAGGUCUUGCUAGUUGGUACCAUCGGUUCAUUUCUCACUUCUCAGAGCGAGCUGCUCCAUUGUAUGCACUGAAAGGUAAGAAUGCAAUCUGGAACUGGACAGUUGAAUGCCAAAGGGCCUUUGAUGAUCUCAAAUAUGCACUACAACGAGCACCAGUAUUAAUGCCCCCAGAUUUCACCAAAGUCUUUAGAGUGCAGACUGACGCCAGUGAUAUAGGACUAGGAGCUGUAUUGACACAGGAUUUUGAUGGUGCAGAACACGUCAUUGCCUAUGCUUCACGUCUUUUACAUGGAGCAGAAAAAUCAUACUCCACUGCAGAGAAGGAAUGUCUUGCGGUCGUGUGGGCUGUAGAGAAGUGGAGGCAGUAUUUGGAAGGACGAAACUUUGAAGUACUGACGGAUCAUUCUGCGCUGACUUGGGUUUUCAAUAACCCUAAACCAUCUUCACGCUUAACCAGAUGGGCAUUACGACUACAAUGUUUCAGUUUCCUGGUCAAGUACCGUAAGGGGUCCUGCAAUGUGGUACCUGAUGCCCUAUCCAGAGGUAUACCAGGGCAAGAGGUUGUAGGUCAUAUUGCCAUCUGCCAGGCUAACAAGACUGAUCCUAAUUUGCCAGUCAGCUGGGAUGAAAUUGGGAAAGCUCAGAAGCUUGAUUCUUCUUUGCAAGCUCUAUGGGAAGCAGCUAAGCAAGCCACCACAGAUUCCAGCCGCAUUGCUUAUUGUGUACAGAAUGACUACCUCUUUCGCAGGGUGCCUAACAAAGAUCAAGGGUGUGUUUACCAACUAGUCAUCCCUGCAUCACUGAGAGAACAGUUUUUACACUUCGCCCAUUCAAAUCCACUGAGUGGACACUUAGGAAGGAUGAAAACCUUGAAGAGAUUACUUGACAGUGUCUAUUGGCCUGAAAUCCGUAAGGAUGUUUGGAGCUUUUGCACCCAGUGUAAGACUUGUCAAAUAUAUAAACCGAGAAUCUCGAAACUGUCUGGAUUGUUGCAGUCAACACCCGUAGUAGAGCCUGGCUAUAUGCUGGGAGUGGAUCUAAUGGGUCCUUUCCCAAAAAGUAAUCGAUCGAAUGAAUUCUUAUUAGUCUUUGUGGAUUAUUGCAGCAAGUGGGUGGAACUUUUUGCUUUAAGAUCUGCAAAAACUCACCUCAUAACUAACAUCUUGACAAAAGAGAUGUUCACUCGAUGGGGAACUCCAGCAUAUCUCGUCUCUGACCGCGGCCCUCAAUUUACAGCCCAAUUGCUCAAUGAGACCUGCAAGCGAUGGGGAGUAGUUCAGAAGCUCAGUACUGCCUAUCAUCCGCAGACCAACUUAACUGAGAGGAUAAACCGAACCCUAAAAACAAUGUUGUCCUCUUAUGUCCAUGACAAUCACCGGGACUGGGAUAAAUGGAUCCCUGAGUUCAGGUAUGCCAUUAACUCAGCAUGGCAGGAAAGUACGGGUUUCACUCCAGCUGAAGUUGCUUUGGGACGUAAGUUGAAGGGUCCUCUAGACAGGCUGAUCCAGAGACCACCUAAUCCAGACCAUCUAGCAUAUAACACCCUUGAAAGGCAGAAAGCUUUCCUUGAGCAAGUGAUUGCAAAGACCAGCCAAGCACAAGAGAGACAAGGAAAAUACUACAAUCAACGUAGAAAACCAAAGUCCUUUGAGGAAGGAGAUUUGGUUUGGAUCCUCACACACCCUCUGUCUCGAGAUGCAGAUUCCUUUAUGGCCAAAUUAGCUCCGAAAUGGCAAGGUCCUGGCAAAAUUGUAAAAAAGGUAAAUAAUGUCAACUACAGAGUGGUAAUGCUUGAUAAACCCAGUCAAUGUGAUACUUACCAUGUGGAAAAGUUGAAGGAAUUUUAUGGAACUGUAUAACUCUUUUCUUUAGGGGAAGGGGUGUGUAACAGUUUUCCUGUUACUAUUUGAAAUAUCUACAUGUAGUAGCUAUCUCACCCAUUAGAGGGCGAUCUAGGUAGUAAGUCUCCAAUCUGCUUAAAAGGAGGUAGUGAAGAAGCAGUAGGCAGGAAGUAUGGUGCCUAGCACAUGGAAAGGCUUCUUCACUGCGCUGUUGUUUGUUGAUGCCCUUAUUUGAGGAACAUUUUUGUUCUUAUAUCUCAGAUGUAAGUAGGCCUGUUUUUUUGUAUAUAUUUCGGUUUUGUACAUAUGUUUUGUGUGGUGUUGGUAAGGUUUUGAUUGUAUGUUUGUUUAUAUGCAGAGGGUUUUUUGGUAUCCACUUUAAGUCAUCAAAACAGGACCUGGACAAUCCAUCCUCAUAUCCACAGACUUUUUCCAUCCACUUUUCUACUGAUUCCGUGGCCAGCCAUUGAUGAACUGUUUGCUGAACUUGAUCUUUCAUGUGAUUCACUUAAGGACUGUUGGUAUCUUUUUUGGAUUGCUAUAAAUACUGGAUUCAAUGAGAGACACUUAUCGAAUGCUUAUUUCUGUCUAAUAGUGAUCAUUAAUGAGUUGACUGCUGAUCAUUUCAUAUCCCCAGUGUGUAACAAUAAUUAUUCAUACCUGCUGUCAUAUACAUUUCUAAAUACACAUGAAUCUCUGAAAGUU
This is a messenger RNA of Danio rerio (zebrafish), 13341 nucleotides long. Lineage: Eukaryota; Metazoa; Chordata; Actinopteri; Cypriniformes; Danionidae. The record is from RefSeq and is a predicted model, not a curated record.